Trichogramma pretiosum is the source of this 2916-nucleotide messenger RNA. RefSeq names its product probable chitinase 10 (gene Cht7). The coding region runs from base 40 to 2901 and encodes 953 amino acids. The record is from RefSeq and is a predicted model, not a curated record. Gene Ontology annotation, biological process: carbohydrate metabolic process; chitin catabolic process. Gene Ontology annotation, cellular component: extracellular region. NCBI's taxonomy places the organism in Eukaryota, Metazoa, Arthropoda, Insecta, Hymenoptera, Trichogrammatidae. Gene Ontology annotation, molecular function: chitin binding; hydrolase activity, hydrolyzing O-glycosyl compounds. The transcript has 16 exons.
AGAUCGCUUCUAUUGGUACUAUGCCUGGCUGUGCUUCUGAUGAGCGAGCAUGCGGAAGGAGCGAGGAAGAGGUUUCGCAGACCAACGACGGCCAAGCCGCUGGUAUCGAAUAACGAUCAAGAGGUAUCCGCCAGCGUCAAUCGUUUUAAGGUGACGCGAAACCGCAUCAGCAACAAAAACACAAAAAAUGAGCUGCAGCCCGGCAAAUCGUCCUCCGACAACAAUUACAAGAUCGUGUGCUACUACACCAACUGGUCGCAGUACCGGACGAAGAUCGGCAAGUUCACGCCCGAGGACAUACAGCCGGACCUCUGCACUCAUGUCAUUUUCGCCUUCGGUUGGCUCAAGAAGAACAAAUUGACGAGCUUCGAGUCCAACGACGAGACCAAGGAUGGAAAAGUCGGUUUGUACGAGAGAAUCAUCGGAUUGAAGAAGGCCAAUCCAUCGUUGAAGGUCCUCUUGGCUAUAGGUGGAUGGUCGUUCGGCACGCAGAAAUUCAAAGAAAUGACUGCGACCAGAUACGCGCGUCAGACUUUCAUCUACAGCGCUAUACCGUAUCUGCGUGAACGAGGCUUCGAUGGAUUGGACAUCGAUUGGGAAUACCCCAAAGGAAGCGAUGACAAGAAAAACUACGUUCUACUGCUCAAAGAGCUCCGUGAAGCCUUCGAGGCCGAAGCUCAAGAGUACAAAAAGCCAACACUUUUGCUCACUGCUGCCGUGCCAGUGGGGCCCGACAACGUGAAAAGUGGAUACGACGUGCCGGCAGUUGCCAGCUAUUUGGACUUUAUCAACUUGAUGGCUUACGAUUUCCACGGCAAGUGGGAACGCGAGACCGGACACAACGCACCCCUCUACGCCUCGUCUCUGGACUCGGAGUGGCAGAAGCAGUUGAGCGUCGAUUACGCGGCUGCUCUCUGGGUAAAGCUCGGCGCCCCCAAAGAGAAGAUGGUGAUCGGCAUGCCGACCUACGGGCGCUCCUUCACCUUGUCCAACCCGUCGGCCUACAAAGUCCACUCGCCCGCCAGCGGAGGCGGUAAAGCCGGCGAGUACACCAAGGAGUCGGGCUUUUUGGCCUACUACGAGAUCUGCGAGAUGCUGCUGAACGGAGCCGCCUACGUCUGGGACGACGAGAUGAAAGUGCCGUACCUCGUUCAUCACGAUCAAUGGGUCGGCUUCGACGACGAGAGAUCCAUCAGGAAUAAGAUGCAUUGGAUCAAGGAGAACAGAUACGGAGGUGCCAUGGUCUGGUCCGUCGACAUGGACGACUUCAACGGGACCGUCUGCGGCGGCGGCACCAAGUACCCCCUGAUCAGCGCCAUGCGCGAGGAGCUGCGAGGCGUUUCGCGCGCCAGCAACAGCAAAGACGUCGACUGGAGCGCCAUCGCCACCACCAUAACCGAGGUCGUGGUGAAGAAACCCGAGGCAUACAAAAUCCCCGUCACCGAAGUCCUCAGCAAGGCCAAAAAGUCCGUCGCCAGCCACAAGAAUCAGCUCGUCUUCAACACGCCCAAUAACAAAAAGCGAGAGGCCCAGACCAUCUGCUAUCUGACCAACUGGUCGCACAAGAGACCGGGCGCCGGCCGAUUCACUCCCGAGGACAUCGACUCUUCCCUCUGCACCCACAUCAUCUACGCUUUUGCCACGCUGAAAAAUCAUCUGCUGUCCGAGAGCAACGACAAGGACGCCGAGAUGUACGAGAGACUCAUUGCUCUGCGCGAAAAGAAUCCCGACGUCAAGAUUCUCCUGGCCAUCGGUGGAUGGGCUUUCGGCUCGACGCCUUUCAAAGAAUUGACCAGCAAUACCUUCCGCAUGAACCAAUUCGUUUACGAAGCCAUCGACUUCCUUCGUGAAUACAAAUUCGACGGCCUCGACGUUGAUUGGGAGUACCCAAGAGGAGCCGAUGACCGAAACUCUUACGUCAAUCUUCUGAAAGAAUUGCGAGUUGCUUUUGAAGGCGAAGCCAAGAGUACAAAUCUGCCAAAACUCAUCCUUUCUGCUGCAGUUCCAGCUAGCUUUGAAGCAAUAGCUGCAGGAUACGAUGUGCCAGAAAUUUCGAAAUACUUGGACUUUAUAAACAUUAUGGCCUACGAUUUCCAUGGCCAAUGGGAAAGACAGGUGGGACACAACAGUCCACUUUAUCCACUAGAAAGUGCAUCCAGCUAUCAAAAGAAACUGACUGUGGAUUACAGCGCUCGCGAGUGGGUUAAACAAGGAGCACCUAAAGAAAAGCUUAUGAUCGGAAUGCCAACGUACGGAAGAUCAUUCACUCUGGUUGAUCAAGCCAAAUUUGACAUUGGAGCCCCAGCUUCAGGCGGUGGUGUGGCUGGAAACUUCACCAGCGAACCCGGUUUUCUUUCCUACUAUGAGGUUUGUACAUUCCUCAACGAAGAUAACACAACGUUAGUCUGGGAUAGCGAGCAACAAGUUCCAUUUGCUUACCGCGACGAUCAAUGGGUUGGCUUUGACGACGAGAGAAGUCUUAUUAAUAAGAUGAAAUGGCUGAAAGAAGAAGGUUUUGGAGGUAUCAUGAUCUGGUCAGUUGAUAUGGACGAUUUCCGAGGCUCUUGCGGUGCUGGCAAGUUCCCUCUCAUUACGGCUAUGAAGAAAGAACUGGAAGGUUACUCGGUUGAUCUCGAGUACGAAGGACCCUACGAAAGCAACGUUCGCAGUGGCAAAUACACCACUAAAGAUCCGAACGAGGUGUCGUGCGACGAGUCAGAAAAUGUCAUAACGUACCACGCGGACAAGCAAGACUGCACGCACUACUACAUGUGCGAAGGCGAGCGCAAGCAUCACAUGCCCUGCCCGGUCAAUCUGGUCUUCAACCCCAACCAGAACGUCUGCGACUGGCCCGAGAACGUCGAGGGCUGCCUCCAUCACACGCAGGCCCCGCCGGUCUGAGAGAGUCGCGACGAA